AUGGUGGCCCAAACUCGCGGCCAGAUUUCUCCUCGCAAGCUCAAGUUUCAGCAGAAGCUAGGCGGCCGCGGUCAAACGACAGAUGCCCUCCAAAAGAAACUCAAGACGCUGCACGGUGAACUCCGGGACAUGGACCAGGAGCAGGUCGACGUGAACUCGUUGUCUGGCGUCCGCAAGGAGCUCAUCGAGGACACCGUUCUCAUGCACAAGGACACCGGAGUCAAAGCGUACGCGGCAUGCUGCAUUGCGGACCUCCUCCGCCUCUAUGCACCCGACGCGCCCUACACACAGCGCGAGCUCGAGCGCAUCUUCUCCUUCUUCUUCCAGCAACUCGCACUCUACCUCAAGGGCGGUGACUCGCCGUACUACGAGGAGUACUUCGAUCUUCUCGAAAGUCUGUCGACCGUCAAGAGCGUUGUGCUCGUCUGCGACCUCCCGGAUGCCGACAGACUCAUGAAUGAAGCGUUCCGCAAGCUGUUCACAAUUGUGUGCCACAACCCGCCGAAGAAGAUCGAGCUCUUUGUGGCCGACAUUCUCAUAGCACUCAUUGACGAGUGCCAAAGCCUACCUAAUGGUGUAUUGGAGUGUCUGCUGUCGAAGUUCAUGGUUGAGGAUCUCCGUAUGGAGAACCCUGAGUAUCGUCUGUCGGUACAAAUAUGCAAUGCGACGGCGGACAAGCUACAACGGCACGUAUGUCAAUACUUCACAGAAGUCGUUGUGGAGCAAUCUCGCGCGGAGCAGUUCGACGAGGUGGCCAAAGCGCACAACCUGAUCAAGCGGCUGAACCGGUCAUGUCCGGCUCUGCUUCACAACGUGGUACCACAGCUGGAAGAGGAGCUCCGCGUGGCAGAGAGUCAGUUACGAAUUAUGGCGACACAAGUGCUAGGCGAGAUGUUCGCAGACAAAGGCGGUGCGGACUUCGUGCGCAAGUACCCGACGACAUGGAACGCGUGGCUCAUGCGGAAGAACGAUAAAUCGGCCGUCGUCCGACUGACUUUCGUCGAGGCGGUCAAGGGCGUGCUGAGCAACCUUUCCGACCAGCAGGAGACGCUUGAGGAGGUGAUACAGAGCAAGCUCUUUGAUCCUGAUGAGAAAGUGCGUGCGGCAGUGUGCAAGCUGUACUCUCAGCUCGACUAUGAGACAGCAUUGCAUCAUGUGUCUGCGGGCAUGCUGCGCGCUGUCGCUGGGCGCGGUCUCGACAAGAAGCAUGUCGUCCGCGUUGAGGCUCUCACUGCAGUCGGUCGGUUGUACAGCUUGGCGUACCCCGAAAUUGAGAACAACGAUCCGGCCGCAAUAACACAAUUCUCAUGGAUCCCAGAAGCAAUCUUGCACAUGGCCGCGACUACUAUAGAAGUGAAAUCCAUCGCAGAGCAGAUAGUCGCUGACUACAUCUUCCCUCUUCCUUCGCCACCAUCCAGCUCAUCGUCGAAGAGUAACGGUGACGUUGACGAGGCUGCCUGGACGGAUCGCUUGCUCUAUGUUAUGACGUUCCUGGAUGAGCAAGCCAUCAACGCCCUUCUGAGCUUCUCCGGAAUGAGAGGACUGACACGCCCUGCUACGGAACGAUUCGUGCAAGCCUGCAUCGAUUAUAACGGAGGUGUCAUAGACGAAGACGAGGAGAAGGUCACAGAGCACCUCAAGCUUUCCGCAAGACGGGUCGCAGGUACCUUCCCGGACCCCCAGAAAGCGAUGGAAGAUCUCCACGCCUUCGCAAAGCUCAACGAGGGCCGUCUGUAUAAGCUUCUGAAGACGUGCAUGGACACACAAGUGGAUCUGAAGAGUCUCGUCAAGUCCACAAACGAGUUUCUCCGCCGAAUGGAGCAAUCAUCGUCCUCUCUUGUUCCGACAAUGACGAUCUUUCUUCGUCGCGCGAGCCUACGACUUGUGAACCAAUCCUCCGUACCCACACUCAUCAAGCGCGUGCAGAAAGGCGACUCUGCAGACGGAGUAGGGUCAAGCCAAGGGGAUGCACUUGCCCAGAAUGCACAGAUCUGGAUGAACCAUAUCGCCAAGCACGGCCCUGCAGUGUACAAGUCCCAUGUAGGGGAGCUCUCGAAAGCUAUCGCAGACGAGAAGAACGCGAGGCUCGUCGAGGUGUGUUUGCAAGGUCUUGCGGCGGUGUCGCAGUUCGACAAGAAGCUUGCGCCGAGCGAUAAGAGAACGUUGGACAGAGUGAUGAAGUUCGUCAUGAGUUCAAAUGCUCGUCACGCCAAGUUCGCAGCACGCAUCCUCGCGCACUGCAAAGAUUCAGAAGAGGCGUGUGGGACAGUAGUCGAGUCUAUCGCUGACGUUCUCCCGGAAGCCGAGCCCGAUCUUCUUGCCGCGCAUAUAGUUGUACUGGCUCAGCUGGCGCUCAAGGCACCAGAUGCCUUCGAACAGAAGAGCGACGUUGUCACGAGCUUCCUCAUCAAGAAAGUGCUCAUGAAGAGCCAAGACGAAAAUGAUGAAAUGGAUACGGAAGAAGAGUGGGUCGAAGACUCUGCGAUGACGCCGCUGCUCAGAGCGAAGCUCUACGCGCUGAAAGUCUGUCGAAAUCGGUGUCUUGCGCAUGCGUCUUCCGAGACUGCUGUCGAGAUCGCGCGACCGGUCCUAAAGAUGUUUGUCGCAUUGCUACAGCACUCUGGGUCGCUAACGGCGGAUGGGCAUGACAAUGCGAAGACAAAGGCACGGCUCCGGUUACAGGCUGGCAUCUCCAUGCUGCAUCUCGGCACUGUGGAAGCGUUCUCCAACGAGAUCACCGUCAACUUCAUACUGGUUGCCAUUACUAUUCAGGACCCUUGCUAUCAAGUCCGUAUCAGCUUCAUGGACAAACUGGUUGGCUUGAUGACCGCACGGAAACUGGGACCUAGCUACAAUGUUAUUCCUUUCCUUUCCGUGCAUGACCCGGAGGCCGAUGUGAUCAACAGGGCAAAAGCAUACGUGACGGCUGCGUUGCGUAGUAUGCCCAAAGCGUUCCGCCUGCAACAGUUCGAGAUCAUCUUCAUCCGCCUACUCCACCUCGUCGCCCACCAUCCAGACUUUGCCGUCAAUUCAGAGACAUUGCCAGACCUUGCGAAAUACUUUGACUUUUACCUGGAACAAGUCGCUAAUGCAGAGAACAUCUCGCUGUUAUAUCACCUCGCCAUGAAGGCAAAGACAGUGCGGGAUGCCCACUCGCACCAGUACAGCGAGAACUUGUAUGCUGCGAGCGAAAUGGCGCAGCACCUGAUCAAGGCUCGUGCGAAGCAACAUUCGUGGAGUCUGGAGAGCUAUCCGGGCAAAGUUCGGUUGCCGGGAGACAUUCUCCGGCCGCUGCCUAGCGCGGAAGCGGCCAGCCAGAUCAUCAAGACGGUGUAUCUUCCUGAUGAGACCUUGGCAUGGCUCAAGGAGCAUCACAAGACACAGCCGAGAGCCGCCCAGGAGCCCAAGCAGGAGAAACCUCGUGCCGAGCGUAAGACGACCGGCAAGCGAAAAGCCCCUGUGGCGAAAACGAAUGGAGCAGCCAAGCGGACACGAACAAGCGCAAAGCGCCGCAAGGCUGAUGAAUCUGACGAAGACGAACCUUCAUCCUCGUCACCAUCGGAUGAGGAGGACGAGGGCAGUGCAGAGCGUGCGACGGAACCCGCCGAUUCAGAGGGUGAGGCGAAUGGCCACGAAUCUGAAGAGAAGGAGGAGAAGCUGAGCCGAGGGGCGAGGACACGGGCCAAGAUUAAGCAGCAAGCCAAGAAGCCUACAAAACGGAAGGCGAGGGGCCAUUCUCCGAAUAAAUUGCUCCUGUAG
Fomitopsis serialis is the source of this 3759-nucleotide messenger RNA. RefSeq names its product armadillo-type protein. Lineage: Eukaryota; Fungi; Basidiomycota; Agaricomycetes; Polyporales; Fomitopsidaceae. The transcript has 22 exons. The record is from RefSeq and is a predicted model, not a curated record. Gene Ontology annotation, biological process: mitotic sister chromatid cohesion. Bases 1 to 3759 code for a protein of 1252 amino acids.